This is a messenger RNA of Mus caroli (Ryukyu mouse), 1630 nucleotides long. The record is from RefSeq and is a predicted model, not a curated record. Lineage: Eukaryota; Metazoa; Chordata; Mammalia; Rodentia; Muridae.
UCCAAAUUCCGGUGAUCCGCCCCGGUUCCAAAUUGCCGAACGAUCCCAGGUCCAGUGGCAGACUGAGCCAAGCCUCAACCAGGAAGGGCCUCUGAGCGACUGGGACACCAUCACCACCAACCAUCUCGGACAUCAGCCUGGGAUGAAAAUGCCAUUGACCUGGUACAGCUGGUUCCUCCUCAGUGCCUGGAUCCUGAACACUGGGGCCGAGAUCUCCAUCACCCCCGAGCCUGCACAACCUGCAGAGGGGGACAAUGUCACGCUGGUAGUCCAUGGGCUUUCAGGGGAACUGCUUGCCUACAAUUGGUAUGCAGGGCCUACGCUCAGCCUGACCUUCCUGGUGGCCAGUUACAUUGUCAGCACUGGUGAUGAGACCCCCGGACCAGCCCACACAGGGCGGGAAGCUGUCCGUCCUGAUGGCAGCCUUGAUAUCCAUGGUGCCUUACCUGGGCACACAGGCACCUACAUCCUGCAGACUCUUAACAGGCAGUUUCAGACGGAGGUGGGCUACGGACACAUGCAGGUCUAUGAGAUCCUGGCCCCUCCCACGGUCAUGGCCAACGACACUGCGCUGGUGGAGCGUAGGGAUACCCUUCGACUCAUCUGUAGCAGCCCCAGCCCCGCUGAGGUCCGUUGGUUCUUCAAUGGUGACGCUCUGCCAGUUGCCGUCCGCUUGGGCAUGUCCCCCGAUGGCAGGAUGCUGACCCGGCAUGGCGUCCGCAGGGAGGAGGCAGGCGCCUACCAGUGCGAGGUGUGGAACCCCGUCAGCGUCAGCCGCAGCGAGCCUCUGAACUUGACGGUCUACUUCGGCCCUGAACGAGUGGCUAUCCUCCAAGACUCUACCACCCGCACGGGCUGCACUAUUAAAGUGGACUUCAACACGUCCCUCACCCUGUGGUGUGUGGCACGGUCCUGCCCUGAGCCAGAGUACGUGUGGGCCUUCAAUGGGAAGGCCUUGAAGAAUGGCCAGGAUCACCUGAACAUCAGCAGUAUGACUGCAGCCCAUGAGGGCACGUACACGUGCAUUGCUAAGAACUCCAAGACGCUGCUGUCUGGCUCUGCCUCAGUGGUAGUCAAGCUGUCCGCGGCAGCUGUAGCCAUGAUGAUCGUUCCUGUACCGACUAAGCCAACGGAGGGCCAGGACGUGACCCUGACUGUCCAGGGCUACCCCAAGGACCUGCUAGUUUAUGCCUGGUAUCGUGGACCUGCCUCAGAACCCAACCGACUGCUGAGCCAGCUGCCGUCAGGGAACUGGAUCGCUGGCCCGGCGCACACAGGCCGGGAGGUGGGCUUCGCUAAUUGCUCACUGCUGGUGCAAAAGCUGAACCUCACUGAUGCCGGGCGCUACACACUUAAGACCGUCACACUGCAGGGCAAGACCGACACUCUGGAGGUGGAGCUACAGGUGGCCCCCCUGGAGUAGCCACCGCCACCUCUUCAGCAGCAGCGCAGGACGCUGAGACCUGGAGAGAAACGCGCCCUUGCAGCAUCUCCCCGCAUCCGCCCCUGAGCUCAGGACCGCUCACCUGCAGCACGGAUGCCGGCCAUGGUCCCACCAUCCUGCCUCCAUCUAGUCUUAGCUCCGAGCUGUGGGAGAGCUGCCCAGUCCAUAAAUGUCCCAAUGAACGCA